UGUGUGUGUGUGUGUGUGUGUGUGUGUGCGCGUGUUUUCUUUGAUUUGUUGGGGGUUCGAGAUUAAAUGGACCCCCGGCUGACUUGGAUUCAACCCGAGCAGAAAGGACCAGCGAACGCGUUGUGGAUGCACAUCUGGGAAACCUCGCACGGUUCCCGGAGCAGCUCCCACCCCAACCCUCGGCUGAACCCGGCCAUGGCGCCCGGGCUGGUGAAAACCAUCUCCAGCUCCUCCAGCUGCCUCAGCCCGCAUCCCGUCCAGGUUUCUCCAGGCUUCAUCCUUCAACCUCCGUUUGAUCACUGCAGCCUGACCGCUGCCCUCAGCAGCACCUGCACAGGAGCGAGCAAGCAGAGCGUUUCUUCUCCCAAACAUGGCUCCAUGUCUCCAUCCUCCUCCUCCCUGGACUCUGAGACGGACAGUCCCAAAUCAGACUCGUGUGACAGCACAAGCAGCCACCACCCUCACCCUCACCCCCAGCCCAGGCUCUUCUUCAGCUUCAACGAGCAGCUGCAUAACAUCAAUGAUUACAUGCAUCUCCAAGCACAUCUUCACCAACACAAUCACCAUCAUCACCGGCACCCGUCCCAAAACUUAACUCAAGUGCCCGAACACCACCACCUCCACCACCACAACCACCACCUUUCAUCCAAGAAGAAGGUGGACAACAAGGCCAGCACUUACCUGCUCUCCAACGGGAACCUCUUCUGCACCGGGACGCCGUGGAAGACCAGGAGAUACAGUCCAGGAGUGAACGGCCUUCAUGAAGAGAUUGUGGACUUCUACACCUUCAUGUCCCCGAGACCUGAGGAAGAGGCCAUGCGGAGAGACGUCGUGAACCGAAUCGAGAGCGUGAUCAAGAACCUGUGGCCUGCAUCUAGCGUCCAGAUCUUCGGCAGCUUCAGUACCGGACUUUACCUUCCGACCAGUGACAUUGACCUGGUGGUGUUUGGGAAGUGGGAACGUCCUCCUCUACAGCAGCUCGAUCAGGCUCUGAGGCAGCAGAACCUCGCCCAGCCGUUCUCCAUUAAAAUCCUGGACAAAGCCACGGUUCCCAUCAUCAAGCUGACGGACCGAGAGACGGAGGUGAAGGUGGACAUCAGUUUCAACGUGGAGACGGCGGUAAAGGCGGCACGCUUCAUCAAGGACCACUUAAAGAAGUACACGGUGCUCCCGUACCUGAUCUUCGUGCUGAAGCAGUUCCUGCUGCAGUGGGACCUGAACGAGGUGUUCACAGGAGGCAUCAGCUCCUACUGCCUCAUUUUAAUGGCCAUCAGCUUCCUGCAGCUCCACCCCCGGAUCGACUGCAGGGCCACCAACAUCAACCUGGGCAUCCUGCUGAUAGAGUUCUUCGAGCUCUACGGCCGCCACUUUAACUACCUGAAAACGGGGAUCCGUGUGAAGAACGGAGGAGCCUACCUCGCCAAGGAGGAGAUGAUGAAGGCCAUGAGCAGUGGCCACAGACCCUCCAUGCUGUGUAUUGAAGAUCCAAACCUGGCAGGUAACGACGUGGGCCGCAGCUCGUACGGAGCCCUGCACGUGAAACGCGUGUUCGAUUACGCCUACAUCGUCCUGAGUCACGCCGUGUCCCCCCUCGCCCGCUCCUACCCCAACAAGGACAACGACAGCACGCUCAGCCGGAUCCUCAGACUCACCCAGGAGGUGAUCACCUACAGGGAGUGGAUCAUCCAGAAGUGGGGCGUACGACACAACGCCAGAAUCAACCGCUGCAUCUCCCAGUUCAGCGGCGAACCCGAGGAGCAGCAAAGAGACUCGGCGUCUCCACAAAGUGCCGAUUCCCUCAUGUCUCUGUCCAGUCCACAGCAGCACUCGUCCUCCUCGUCCUCAGCCUCGUCCGUGUCCUCGCUCUCAGGAAGUGACAUCGAUUCCGACUCCGUUCCAUCCGGACCUACAGCACCGCCGCAAACGUUUCCAGCGUUCCCUGUGCCCGGUGCUCCUCAGAAGCCUCAAAGCGCAACAACCCUGAACCAUGAAACCACAUCCUCUAACGCACAGGUGCGGAAGCCCCUUCCCCUGACUCUCCCCCCUGUACCUGUCCCAACCAGAGCACUGUGUGUGGACGCCUGUGUGCCACUGAACAACGCUUACCGUCUGUCCUCACCCAUCUACCUCGGGCCUCUCCCCAACCUCCAGCACCAGCCCAAGUUCCACAACGUUCAGAGGUUUGGCUCGAAGGUUCCCGGCAGGUUCGAGCCCGGUCCGGUUCCCGCGGUUCCUCACGCCAACCUCGUCCCACAGCACAACCGCAACACGUGGCACAGAGGAGGAGGCAAACGGCGCCCUCCAACCUCAGCAGAUAGAACCGCCACGGGUCAAAGGUAGCACUUCCUUUCUACGCACAGGCCACGCCGUGGCGCCGCGCCGUCUCCGACUGCCCCCUUUUUCUUUUCUUUUUAAAUGUACUUUUCUUUAUUCACUUACAUUUUUUUAAUUCUUUUAAAAUUCUUCCUUGUUUGUGCCAAACACUAAAUGUUCUCACUGCAGCCAAGCUGUAUUUGGAAUUUAGUAAAACUCGUGCAAUAUGAGUUUCUUUUUUUUUUCUUUUUUUAAUAUAUAUAUAUAUAAUUUGCUUUUAUUUUCAGUUCCUUUUUUUUAAUUUAAAUUUUUACUACAACUCUUUGAUGUUUACAUUUUUUGUGUCGUCGUCAUGAAUGUAAGGCCUGGUGUGUGACGUUACAUCCCUGUCUUUACUACACUAUGCCCUGAUCACGUCCAAAUCUAAAGUUUGUGUCACUUUUUGUCGGUUAGUUUUUUUUAACUAUUGCACUCAAUGGCUUCCCAGAUUGCUGUAGUUCAGCGUCAGUACCAGCAGGUGGAGCCACCGAGAUUAACGCUCUCUUUCUCCGUGCCAAAUCCUGGGCUGAAAAAAGUGUUCCUUAUGUCACAAUAGCCUGUAUUUUAUUAUUAUUAUUUUUUUUUUUCUGCCCAAAAUUUUUUGCGUCUCUGACAUGUUUAGCCUUUUGGCUUUCCAAAAUAAAUGUUGUGCUCAAACGCCACCACUAGGUGGCCCCAAUAAUUUUUUCGCUCGAUCACGAUCUCUUUUUAUAUGAUCACUUAAGAUUUCGUCACAUCAGUAAACGUUGUUUAAACUCGGUCAUAAGCCAGAUUUUCUCACCAGCAGGUGGCGCCAAAGAUCUGUGCCAUACAAUUCCCAAUUUUUACUUUUGCGCAUCCUGCCGAGAAAAGUGUGCGAUUCUACCGAACAAGUGCCCCAGGAUGAAGCCCUUCAGAACCACUAGGCCCAGAAUCAUGCAGUGUUUCCUUUGCUGUUCUAUGCAAAUUUUUAGGCGUCGAUUGGCUGUUAGACCGUCGCACUCUUGCUCCGUCGCUGAAAUCGUAAUCGGGCCUGAUGUUCAGCCAAAUCAUGUGAUCACUUUCUUUUUUUUUCUUCUUGUUCUUCCUCCUUUCUUUUAAAGUUCAAUAAAAUGUCACGUCGUCCUGA
Molecule: messenger RNA, 3460 nt
Organism: Silurus meridionalis
Lineage: Eukaryota; Metazoa; Chordata; Actinopteri; Siluriformes; Siluridae
Product: terminal nucleotidyltransferase 4A-like
Exons: 13
Coding region: 67-2340 (757 amino acids)
Biological process (GO): RNA 3'-end processing
Cellular component (GO): nucleolus; TRAMP complex
Molecular function (GO): mRNA binding; poly(A) RNA polymerase activity
Source: RefSeq, a predicted model, not a curated record